AUGGAAGCCGUACAGCAGCAGAAGGACGAGAAGGCCACCUGGAGCCCGCCGUCCAAGAAGUACUUGCCCAUCGUCACGAUCGACGAGUACGACGUCGAAGCCGCCGCCGCCGGCCGCAACGGUUACGGAGAGAGGAAGUGGUUGCUGGACCACCAGCACAGGAUCCCCCGCGGCCGCGGCGCCGCAGCAGGAGCGGCAAUGGCUGGCCAGGGGCUGGAGGGCGUCGCGUGGUUCAUCCUGCUCGCCCUCGAGUGUCUUCUUGUCGGCACUGUCGAGGGGUGGAUCAUCUACAUGGUGUACGACAACGGCGAAUACGCCGUUUGGAACUGGCUCUCCGACUUCGCAUCCCCCGCGCUGAUGAUGCUUUUCAGCGUGUCCUUCUCCGCCGCCCUGCUCCGCGGGGUUGGGUGUUCCGGGCGCGUGGGGGACCUGGCGUUCCAGGCCGCCGGGCUGGUGCUGGCAACCUUCUGCGCCGUGGUGGUGUGUGCUGGUAUCAGCCGGGGGAAGAGGAGGAGUGGCGAAGGGGAGGAGGAGGGGAAGGGCGUGAGGGUUGUCGUUGGGUUGUCUGUCAAGAUGUGGUUCCUCUUCUUUAUUGGCUUCUGGUGUGCCGUGUUCCAAUGGUACAGCGGCGACAAGCCAGUGAUGUAUCAGCAGACGACGCGGAAGAAGGGCAAGAAGAGGGGGUACGGCACGACGUUGGGCGGGCUUGCGACGGUGGACGAGAGCUAUGAGGGGGUCGUGGGCGACCUUUGA
This is a messenger RNA of Colletotrichum graminicola M1.001, 753 nucleotides long. RefSeq lists its product as uncharacterized. The transcript is spliced from 3 exons. Lineage: Eukaryota; Fungi; Ascomycota; Sordariomycetes; Glomerellales; Glomerellaceae. The record is from RefSeq and is a predicted model, not a curated record. The coding region runs from base 1 to 753 and encodes 250 amino acids.